Molecule: messenger RNA, 1013 nt
Organism: Drosophila miranda
Lineage: Eukaryota; Metazoa; Arthropoda; Insecta; Diptera; Drosophilidae
Gene: dmrt11E
Product: doublesex- and mab-3-related transcription factor 2
Exons: 2
Coding region: 162-920 (252 amino acids)
Biological process (GO): regulation of transcription by RNA polymerase II; sex differentiation
Cellular component (GO): nucleus
Molecular function (GO): RNA polymerase II cis-regulatory region sequence-specific DNA binding; DNA-binding transcription factor activity, RNA polymerase II-specific
Source: RefSeq, a predicted model, not a curated record
CCAGACAGUCUGUCUGCCACGGAGGAGUCGGAUCUGGUAGUCAAGUAGUUGCGGUCGCUGUCAUCGUAUGCGUUUGCGUUUGCUUUGGCUUUGGGUUUAAAUGUUCGCCACUCGGCCGCGAUCCUUUCAGUCGAUCGUUAGCCGCGACCGUGAUAGCAAGGAUGAGCCAGAUAUCGCUGAAGGAACGCCGCCUCCUGCGCACACCCAAGUGCGCCCGCUGCCGCAACCACGGGGUCAUCUCCUGCGUCAAGGGCCACAAGAAGCUGUGCCGCUGGCGCGAGUGCUGCUGCCCCAACUGCCAGCUGGUCGUCGAUCGCCAGCGGGUGAUGGCCGCCCAGGUGGCCCUGCGCCGCCAGCAGACAAUGGAGGCCCUGGAGGCGUCCGCCCAGGUCCAGCAUUCGCAUCCAGCCACCGCAUCCAGCAGCGAGGGCGAGGAUUUCUUAACUUCAACGUCGCCACCACCUGUACGAGCGCUACCUUCAGCAGCAGCCGCCACAUCCUCCACAUCCACUUCCUCGUCAGCCACGCGCCAGGCACUGAUUACCCAGAAAAGGAUCUACAAGCAGCGGCUGCGCAACCUGCAACAGUCCACGUUGCACAUAACAGCAGCCAUGGAAGAGUACAAGCAAAGAUUUCCCACGUUCAGUUCUCCGCUGAUGGAGCGAAUGCGCAAGCGACGCGCGUUCGCUGAUCCGGAACUCAACUACGCCAUGGAGGCGACGCUGGGCGGUAACGCCCUCUAUGCCGCUGCCGCUGCUGCUGCUGCUGCUGCCAUGCAUCAAUCGGGGCCGCCGCCAUUCACAGCCUCCAACACCAUCGCAGCCGCCGUCACGACAACACCCACGCCGCCCGCACACGCCUCGGCGAAGAAGCCAAAGCUGAGCUUUUCAAUUGAGUCAAUAAUGGGCAUUAGCACGUAGCUAAUUCUUAAAGCCAGGCGUCCUUUGUACAUAUUUAACAGUUAAGGAGAACUUUUUUUUGAUUAGAACUAAGUUUCUUAGGAAAUAAAACCA